AUCGUGAACACUGGAAGCAACUCGCAGAGCUAUCUCUGUGGCUUGAGCUUUGUCAUGCUGGAAACGGGAAAGCUAUUUCCAACAACGUUGGUAUUAUGAUUAUAGUCCGCUAGACAAGUUGUGCAAGGUUACCUUAGCUAGGUUUAGGUCCUAGCCACCAUCCAUCUACACGGGCGUUUCAAAUCAUCUUUGCUGUACAUGGUGAUUUCAUCAACCGAGAAAGGACAGGUACGACUGAUCAGCUAACCAGGUCAUCGGAGGUCAUUAGAGGUCAUCAGCGAAGCAUCGUAACUCUGAAUUUGACAGCUUUGAUGCAGUACAGGAGAAAGAGACAGAAGAGGUAUCGCGGAAGGAGAUCGGGGUGCCUUGUGAGGAUCUGCCGACGAGUGGCUAAUCUGCCUUUACCAUCGGUACUAUUGGCCAACGUACAAUUGCUGGAUAAUAAAUUGGACAAACUAAAAGUCCAGAGGUCCAAGAUGACAGAAGAGGUGAUUGUCAUCGCCAAAUUUGACUACCUGGCUCAGCAAGACCAGGAGUUGGACAUUAAGAAGAACGAGCGGCUGUGGCUGCUGGACGACAGUAAGUCCUGGUGGAGGGUCCGCAACGCCACCAACAAGACCGGCUUCGUACCCUCCAACUACGUAGAGAGGAAGAACAGCGCCAGGAAGGCAUCCAUCGUCAAGAACCUCAAAGACACACUAGGCAUUGGGAAGGUGAAGCGGAAAACGGGGAUGCGUGACACUGCCUCCAACGCAGACGCUGACAUGUACUCCGACAACGGCGAGCGCCUGUACGACCUCAACCUGCCGGCGCUCGUCAAGUUCAGCUACACCGCCGAGCGGGAGGACGAGCUCUCGUUGGUCAAGGGCACCCACGUUAUCGUCAUGGAGAAGUGUAGCGACGGCUGGUGGCGUGGGGGGUACCAGGGGCGUUCCGGGUGGUUCCCCUCCAACUACGUGACAGAGGACGCAGACGGGACAGCGGGGGGAGGAGGUUUGGGAGACCCGGCAGGGUCGCUGACGGAGAAGCUAGCGGCAGUAGUUCACAGUGUGUCUAACGGGAACCGGGUACUCCACACGGUGCAGGCGCUCUACCCUUUCAGCUCGGGGAACGACGAGGAGCUCAACUUUGAGAAGGGAGAGGUGAUGGAGGUGGUAGAGAAACCAGACAACGACCCUGAGUGGUGGAAGUGCCGUAAAGCAGAUGGACAGCUGGGACUAGUGCCUAAGAACUACGUCACUGUGCUGCCUCCCCAGCAGGACUCUACUACCCAGAAUGCCUCACUGGGCCCCGCGGGGCCGCCCACGCCCGACUGUGACUACAUCUCUCCAGCCACGGUGGGGCGGUUUGCUGGGAAGCCGUGGUACUAUGGCAAGGUGACGCGUCAUCAGGCAGAGGUGGCUCUCAACCAGAGAGGAGUGGAGGGAGACUUCCUCAUCAGAGACUCUGAGUCAUCGCCCAGUGAUUUCUCCAUCUCUCUGAAGGCCCAGGGGAAGAACAAGCAUUUCAAGGUUCAGUUGAAGGAUGGUUUGUACUGCAUUGGCCAGAGGAAGUUCAGUUCUCUGGAGGACUUGGUGGAUCACUACAAGAAGGCUCCCAUCUUCACCAGCGAGCAGGGAGACAAGCUCUACCUGGUUAAGGCCCUGGCUGCCUCUUGAUCACACACUCUUAAACACACACACACACACUGACAAACUUUUACACAUCACAAGGACUUCCUAUGUGCCGGGAGCCGUGAUCAUUCCAUUAGGAAAGGGGGAGGAAGAGAGAAAGAGAGAAGUGGAGAGGGAGAAAAGGACAUUGGACUCCUUUAUGUAAAUCACCCUAUCUUACCCAGAUCAUGCGUUUACUUCUUCUAGGUCAUAAUGCCAUCUUCUAGAUAUAGGCUGUUUCUGUUUAUAAUAUAUAUAUAUAUUCUUUUAAGUUUCUUUAAAAAAAAAAAAGGUGAUGUUUUGAACUCAAACAACAAGGAGUCGUAGUGAUGAGGCGGUUUGGUCGUUGGUCGACGAUCCAGAAUGUAGCCUAGCUACACAUUUCAACGGACUUGUUGUGUCGUUGUCGGUCUUAACUCUUUCAACGUCGUACAACAACUGAUAUGUGGUGGACAAUAAUCCACACUUCUCCUAACUGCUCAACCUAAAUAAAAAUGAUUAAGUGACCAAAGUU
This is a messenger RNA of Oncorhynchus tshawytscha (Chinook salmon), 2166 nucleotides long. It is a transcript of the gene nck1b, whose product is annotated as NCK adaptor protein 1b. Lineage: Eukaryota; Metazoa; Chordata; Actinopteri; Salmoniformes; Salmonidae. Gene Ontology annotation, molecular function: ephrin receptor binding. The transcript is spliced from 6 exons. Gene Ontology annotation, biological process: positive regulation of endoplasmic reticulum stress-induced intrinsic apoptotic signaling pathway; negative regulation of PERK-mediated unfolded protein response; positive regulation of translation in response to endoplasmic reticulum stress. The record is from RefSeq and is a predicted model, not a curated record. Bases 312 to 1658 code for a protein of 448 amino acids.